AUGGACAAAGUAAAUGACACUCUGGUAACUGAGUUUGUAUUGCUGGGACUUGCACAAUCCUUGGAAAUGGAGAUUUUCCUUUUUCUCUUCUUUUCUUUAUUCUAUGUGGGAAUUAUCCUGGGAAACCUCUUCAUUGUGUUGACAGUGAUUUUCAGUCCUCACCUACACUCCCCCAUGUAUAUUCUGUUGGCCAACCUAUCACUCAUUGACCUGGGCCUUUCAUCUACCACAGUUCCUAGGACGAUUUCUGAUCUUUUCGGUGACUGUAAAGUCAUUUCCUUCCACAAAUGUAUGAUCCAAAUGUUCUUUAUCCAUGUCAUGGGAGGAGUUGAGAUGGUGCUUCUCAUAGCAAUGGCAUAUGACAGAUACACAGCAAUUUGCAAUCCUCUCCACUAUCUAACUAUUAUGAAUCCCAAAAUGUGCACAAUUUUGAUUGUGGCUGCUUGGGUUGUUGGGGUGAUUCAUGCUGUGUCUCAGUUUGUUUUUGUCAUAAAACUACCCUUCUGUGGCCCUAAUCACAUAGAGAGUUUUUACUGUGAUUUUCCUAGGGUUAUUAAACUUGCAUGCAUGGAUACUUACCAACUAGAAUUUGUGGUCACUGCCAACAGUGGCUUCAUAUCAAUGGCCACCUUCUUUUUCUUAAUUGUAUCAUACAUCUUUAUUCUGGUCACUGUUCGACAACAUUCUUCAAAUGACUUAUCCAAAGCAUUCUUCACUUUGUCUGCUCACAUCACUGUAGUGGUUUUGUUUUUUGCUCCUUGUAUGUUUCUCUAUGUGUGGCCUUUCCCUACCAAGUCAAUGGAUAAAUUUUUUGCCAUUGUGGAUUUUGUUGUCACCCCUGUCUUAAAUCCUGCCAUUUAUACUUUAAGGAACAGAGAUAUGAAGAUGGCAAUGAGAAAGCUGAGUCGACAGGUUGUAAGUUUUAGGGAGAUGACAUAA
Orycteropus afer afer is the source of this 939-nucleotide messenger RNA. Its product is annotated as olfactory receptor 4F6-like. The transcript has a single exon. The record is from RefSeq and is a predicted model, not a curated record. Gene Ontology annotation, biological process: G protein-coupled receptor signaling pathway. Bases 1 to 939 code for a protein of 312 amino acids. Gene Ontology annotation, molecular function: G protein-coupled receptor activity; olfactory receptor activity. NCBI's taxonomy places the organism in Eukaryota, Metazoa, Chordata, Mammalia, Tubulidentata, Orycteropodidae. Gene Ontology annotation, cellular component: membrane.